Molecule: messenger RNA, 598 nt
Organism: Daldinia loculata
Lineage: Eukaryota; Fungi; Ascomycota; Sordariomycetes; Xylariales; Hypoxylaceae
Product: Golgi apparatus membrane protein TVP18
Exons: 4
Coding region: 115-570 (151 amino acids)
Biological process (GO): vesicle-mediated transport
Cellular component (GO): Golgi membrane
Source: RefSeq, a predicted model, not a curated record
CCGUCCCGAUUUAUCCAGUCGUCGUCAGCGCCCUUCUCCGGUUAAGGCUUUCGACCUCCCGCCUUCGAUAAUAAAUCGAUACAGUCAGUCCGUCGACGACUAUCAACCUUCAAGAUGUCUCUCAAGGACGAGUUUGCGACGAGGAACUUCAGUAUUUACGGACAAUGGCUUGGAAUCUUGUCUAUGAUCCUAUGCUUCGCGCUGGGUCUCUCGAACCUGUUCUAUCUUUUCUUCCACCCUCUCAUCAUCAUCUUUGCCAUCUUCGCUCUUGUCUUCUUCCUCAUCAUCCUCUUCAUUGAAGUACCCCUCCUACUCCGAAUCUGCCCUACCUCGGCCUCGUUCGAUGCUGCGAUCCGCAAGGUUUCGACUAACUACAUGCGUGCCGCUACUUACGGCGUCAUGGCCGUUAUCCAGUGGGUUAGCAUUGCCGUCGCUGCAACGUCCUUGAUCGCCGCCGCUGUCGUCCUAACUUUCACGGCCCUUUGCUAUGCCCUUGCUGGUGUCAAGGGCCAGGCCUUCGUCGGAAGUAAGACACUAGGUGGUGCAGGUGUUGCACAAAUGAUCGUAUGAUCGGGUAAUAAUGUGGACGAGUCAACAA